Messenger RNA from Lithohypha guttulata, 2796 nucleotides. It is a transcript of the gene RNA14, whose product is annotated as mRNA 3'-end-processing protein rna14. Gene Ontology annotation, cellular component: nucleus. The record is from RefSeq and is a predicted model, not a curated record. Gene Ontology annotation, molecular function: protein binding; mRNA binding. Gene Ontology annotation, biological process: mRNA 3'-end processing. The transcript has 2 exons. Bases 1 to 2796 code for a protein of 931 amino acids. Lineage: Eukaryota; Fungi; Ascomycota; Eurotiomycetes; Chaetothyriales; Trichomeriaceae.
AUGUCGCAACCAUCAACACCUGCACAAUCCGCUCCAAGAACAAGAGGAGGCUUCGAGUUUGAUGACGAUGGUGAUGAGCAGGAUGUUCCACUCGGAGAUGUCCAAGACGAUGAUGUCUAUGGUACCCCGAUUCCGCAGGAAAUCAGUGGCACUUCCGCUGCAACUGACCAGGGUACUUUUGAUAGAUCCUCAAAAUCCCCAGCACAAGAAAAUGGCAUGACCCCUGUUCCUGUUCAGGCCAUUGAUAGUCCUGCUGAUCUUCCUUCUUCUGUUGUCUCCAACACUUUACGGCCACAGAAUCUUCUUGUAUCCAAUGGCGUGGCUCCCUCAGAUCAGACUUUUCCUGCUGAUACACCAUCAGUCUUGCCCAAAUCGCGCUUAGCCCAUGAUGUGGUAGGCUUGCUCGAAGAUCGUGUCAAGGAUGAUCCUCGUGGUGAUACAGCUGCUUGGCUAGAAUUGAUCGAAGAAUACAAGAAUCGCAGCAAAGAAGACGAAGUCCGCCGGACUUAUGAACGUUACUUUGAAGUCUUUCCCCAGGCGGCUGAGCAGUGGUGUGCAUUUCUCCGUUGGGAGGAAGCUGCUGAUCGUAAAUGGCACAUGGAGCAAAUCUUUAAGAAGGUGCUCGUCUCGGUUCCCAGCGUCGAAGUCUUCACAGUUUAUGUCAAUUAUGUUCGGCGUCGGAAUAACGUGCAGACCGGCGAUACUGCUGCAUAUAGGAAUAUCAACCAGACCUUCGAUUUCGCGCUGAAGUUUGUCGGUACUGAUAAAGAUUCUGGCAACCUAUGGCAGGAGUACAUCAGCUUCCUGAAGACUGGAGCUGGCACAGUGGGCGGAACUACCUGGCAAGACAGUCAGAAAAUGGACACGCUCAGGGAGGCAUAUGCCAGGGCACUCAGUGUGCCCACUUCAGCGAUACUGCCGCUGUGGAAAGAGUAUGAAGCUUUUGAGAUGGGCAUCAAUAAGGUCAAUGGUAGAAAGUUGUUGGCUGAGCGAUCUCCUGACUACAUGACUGCUAGAGGUGCCCAUACCCAAUUACAGAACAUUACACGCGGUAUUGACAGAACAACUCAGCCAAGGCUGCCGCCUGCUUUGGGCUAUGCUGGUGACAUGGAGUACCAAAACCAGGUCAAAUUGUGGAAGGAAUGGAUUGAAUGGGAGAAAGAAGAUCCAUUGCAGCUAAGACCGGAGAACAAUGAUGCUUAUCUCGAUCGCAUCAUUUUCACCUACAAGCAGGCGCUAAUGGCCUUGCAGUUCUGGCCAGAGAUGUGGUAUGAUGCUGCUGAAUUCAGCUUGGCCAAUAAUCGUGACGAGCAAGGUCUUCUCUUUCUUAACCAAGGCUUCGCUUCCAAUCCUGAGUCUGCUCUUCUCGCCUUCAAAUUAGCUGACCGGCUUGAAACAACCACGACUAACGACAACACCAACGAUUCUGGUGCGAAGAAUCGCAUGAAGACUGUCCGUGAUCCUUACGACAAGGUACUUGACGCCCUGUAUGCCACCAUUAAGAAAACGGAGACACGUAUGGAGGCAGAAGUGCAAAGAAUCGAGAAAACUGCAUCAAGUCAGCACAAUGAAUCUAAUGGUCAGGAUCAACCCAUUGCACCUAAUAUCGACCAAACCAAGUCUGCACUCGAGCAGCAGGUUCAGACAGUCAAAGAUCAAGCGAAAAAUCAGUCUGAUAUGCUCAGCAAGAUCAUUUCCCAUGUUUGGGUCGCACUGAUGCGAGCAUCGCGCCGUAUACAAGGCAAAGGUCUGCCGAAUGAGAAGGUAGCUGGGUUCAGAGCCAUUUUCAAUGAGGCAAGGAAGCGUGGCCAUGUUACCCCGGAAUUCUAUGUUGAGGCAGCUCUCAUCGAAUGGAUUUGCUAUCGCGAUCCAACUGGUUCGAAAAUUCUGGAACGAGGUGCCAAGCUCUAUCCGGAUGAUGCCUAUCUACCUCUAGAAUAUAUCAAGCAUCUUAUCCAGAAGGAAGAUGUCACUAAUGCCAGAGCAGUAUUCGAGACUACUGUCAGUCGUUUCACUACUGGCGACAAUAGGGACAAGCCCGAGUCAGUGGCAAAGACUAAGCCACUGUUCCUCUUCUUCCAUGACUAUGAGUCCAAAUACGGGGAAUUGUCACAAGUCAUUCGGUUGGAGGCCAGAAUGAGAGAGCUGUUCCCAGAAGAUCCAGCACUCUUACAAUUCUCUGCACGAUACCAAACGCCUGGAUUCAAUCCUCUGAACGCUCAGCCUGUUAUCUCCGCUACCCAAUUAGUGCCCAAGCUGGUGCUGCAACCUUCCAUUGAGGCUGGCCCUGUUGUUGAUUCACCCAUGCAGACAGUCGUCAAUCAUAUGACCAAUAUCAAUUCUCCGAAACGCGCAUUGCCAGCAGAUGAUGACGACGAUGACUACCGGCCGCAAAAAAUCGCUAGAGGCGAGUCGCCCUUCAAGACCACUCAGAUUCGUAAAGUGCCUGCACCGUUACCGCCAGUACAGAACCGAGCUCCACCACCAUUACCUGGCGCUAUUGUACAUCUGCUCAGCAUCUUGCCAAGGGCUGCGACGUACACCGAUGUCAGGUUCGAUCCUGUUGCAAUGCACAAGUUGAUAAAGGAAAAGCAUUUACCUGCUCCUGGGACCAUAGGUGCUACUCGACCUCCUCUUACACCACAACAAGGAACACCUCCUGCCUGGCCUCCACAAUUCACACAACAUCCUCCACUCAUGGUGCCGCCGCCUCAAGGAUAUAUGUCUCCAGCUGCUCCGCCACCACAGUUUGGUGCAGGUACGUUGCAGGACUACGCAUUCAACGGCUCUGGCUAA